ACAGGCGACGCAAACUUCCUCGAAUCCUUGUAUUGCCUAGCAGAAGAAUGUAGCUGGCAUAAAUAGGCAUUGCAAGUGCAUUGUUUUGUAAAUCUAGAUUUAGAUCUCUAGAUCUAGAUUCUAGAUCUAGAUUCUAAACGUUCAUCCCCGGAAGAAUUAUUUUGUGAAAGUCAUUACAGAAAGUAAAGAGAUGGCUUCUGCAGAGCAGGAUGGCAGCUUAAAAUCCAACAUGAAAGCAGAGAAUGAGUCAAACAGAAGUCUGAGCAAAUCCCCAGAGAGUUCCAACCAAGGCAGUCAUGAAAAACCGACAGGAGCCACCCUUGAAGCCAGACCCACCAAAGAUGGGUUGGCUGUGAAGAGUGGUAUGAAAGGAAAGCCAAAACCUCUCUAUUUUUGGAGCACAGCAGAUGUCAACAAAUGGCUGCGGAAGCAUGGUGGCCUUUAUUAUGAGCUCUAUGGGGAACUGCUCAGCAAACAUGAAGUCACUGGCCGCACAUUGAUUAGGAUGACCGACAUCAAGUUGGAAAAGAUUGGAAUACUUGAUGCAACUCACAGACAUGACCUGAUGCAAUUCAUCCUACGGCUUCGUCUGAAACAUGAAAUGUCAGACCUGCGCAAUCUGAAUCAAAGAGGUUCAGGAUUUGAACUGAAGCUUCCAGAUCCAAACCGACAGUCAACAACAGAUAAGCUGACAGUUGAGAAAUACACUGGUGGAAAAUGAAAAAAGUUGUUGCUUAUUCAAACUAACACAAAUGAAAGUGCAAUAAUCUAUCAAGUAUUCCUGUGCCUCUACCUAUUCAAGCUGUAUGGGCUUUUCGCAGCUCUGCAUGUCAAAAGGUCGUAACAGAUUUUGGUUGUAAAGGAAUGGAGGACGGGCAUAUCGGUACUGCUGUUAAACAUAGCUGAUGUGAAUAGUCAAGGAACUUUCUUGUCAGAUAUUUUCCGGCUGUCAUGGAAAAAUGCAUCUGUAGCUGUGAUAUGUAUAGGUAUACCAGUUUCGGCCUUACAAUAUUUAUAAGCUGGUUUCCUGCCUUUGUAUCCUCCCAAAUGUGUAAAGUUUAGGAACAGAGGCCUCUUCCCCUCUUUCUUUGUGUCCUCCCAAAUGUGUAAAGUGUAGGAACAGAGGCCUCUUCCCCUCUUUCUUUGUGUCCUCCCAAAUGUGUAAAGUGUAGGAACAGAGGCCUCUUCCCCUCUUUCUUUGUAUCCUCCCAAAUGUGUAAAGUGUAGGAACAGAGGCCUCUUCCCCUCUUUCUUUGUGUCCUCCCAAAUGUGUAAAGUGUAGGAACAGAGGCCUCUUCCCCUCUUUCUUUGUCCUUCCAUUCCUCUACAUUCUCUUUUCCUUCCGCUUUCCAAAACUCCCCAUCCCCCUCUCCCAGUGUCAAAUCCAUAGCAGCUAGUGGGUUGCUUGUGUGGAGUUGGAGUUGUGACAUUCCUGUAGACUUGUGCAUUCGGCAUUGCUGAAAGCCCAACGUAAAUUAGUCCACUUUGGAAUAUAAGGUUUUCCUAAGCUGAAACCCCAUUGGGCAGAGGAUUUGGUAUAAACAGACUAACUACUUUCUACGCAGCAUUGCCUUUGGAAUAGUCCUGACUAUUUUGAACUGUCAAGAAACUUAACAUAAUACAUCCAUUUUUCAUUUUUACUCCUGUCUUUAAUUGUGGGAUCGUAAAAAUAACUCUGAAUGUUUAUGGGAUUCAAAAGAAACUGUAACGUGUCAUUCCAUCCUUCUAUGAAGAUCUGUGUAUUCCUGUUUCAUUUUAAAAUACAGAUGCUCUCAUAUCUUUUCAUCAAAUUGAAAUAAUAUCAGGUGUUGUAAACAAUGUAUCAUCUGUAAAAUUUCUCUGUCUUAAACUGUGCUGAAUUCUACAGUCUUGCAAGUAUGUGUCCUUUUCAGCUUGUCCAAUCAUAUUUCUCCCAGUCAUUCCUUGUCAUACCAUUAAUUGACCAUUGCUCACAUUCUCAAAUUUUUGCACCAACUGACGUAUGGAACUUUUUUAAAUGUCAUCAUACACACCCAUGCUGUUGAUCAAUGAGUCAAAAAGAGUUCUCUUCAUCAUCUUUGUUUUCCCCCACAUUCUGUCUAUGUUUAACUGUUUACCAACUUGAGCAGUGUUGCACAGAGCCUACUGAUUAGCCCCUGGAGCGGCAUUGCCUAGUGUUUCAAUCGCCCAACGCACACCCAUCACUGCUGUGGUAUAUGCAUUUCUAUGAGGUCUAGGAAGGAUGUCUGAUUGGAUGUGACUGAAAGCGAGGCUAUAAAGCGCAAGUAGAGUUGAGUUUUUUUCUUUGAGUAUUUGAAUGGUCGAAAUUGACCCUGGAAUGGUGCAUGUGUGAAAUUUUAAAAGCGAACAUGACUUAUCGAAGGGUGCAAUGGAGUUGAAACGUGGAUAAACCCAAGGAAACUUUAAAAAUACACAAUAAAUUGCCUACUAAAACAAUGUCACCAAACAAAACACAUCGCAAGUUCAUUUCUUGGUCUACUGUUACAUCAUAUUUUUAAGUCACUGGAGGAGCUUAUUAUUCUUUUAAUUUGCUGAAAUAAAUGGGUAACGAAUGAAAACCUGAUAGUCACAACUAUAUAAUGGAAGAAAUAGGUAACUUGCCUAUACUGUACUGCAGUGGAAACUGACUUGUUAGAAGCAGUAUUCUUUUUCUAAUAUAGUAAUAUAAUUAUAGUUGUGUUUUUCUCAGAUUAUUUUGUAGCUUUUAAAAUUACUUUUUUUAAAAACAAGUACAAUAUUUUCAGAGGAUUAUCUACCUUGUUUUAGGGAUUCAAGGCAUGCAUCAGGACAGCUGCCUAACGGGUAAAUGGUUACAAGCAAAUUAACCCGGCCAUAAAAAGUAUAAAUGUGUUCUUACAUAUUUUAAAAAGUUACAGAAUGCUAUUGCAAGUCUGAUAAUCUCCAGAAUAUCGUUUCCCAGCAUCCACCCCCAUGCUUGCUUAGAACCAAUGAUUCAGUCAGAUUCAUGGACAAGUAACUAUGCGUUUGUGUCAGAUCUGUACUCUUCAAUUAAUAAUAGGCCUAUGGGAGUUUCUCUUUGUUAUUUUGGUAUAAUUGCUGUAGUAGUGAUUCCAGAACAGAUAUAUGAAAAUCAAAACCAGUUUUUAUGCUUUUGUCAUUUUUAAGUAGCGAAAUUCCAGGCUGUCCCAGUCCAACUCUGAAUGAUUUAUUUUCUUUAACUGGUUUUGCUUACUCCAUGUCUUUAACCAGUGUUAGCUUUUCUGUGGAGUUUUACUGGCACCUUGACCUUCUGAUGUAUUGGUGUAUUUCUUAUUAUUGAUGCAUCAUGUGAUUCAUUGUUGUAAUUUCUGUUUUGUGAGACUAAUCGUGAUACUGAUUUAAGUUAGCACACGCAUGAUAUCAAUAUUCUUAUAAGACACAACAUUUUCAAAAAUUUCUUUACAGUUUCUUGGAUACCUGUAUUGAAAUAUUGAAUUGCUCUCUUUCUUUUUACAUUAAUCUUUUUCCGUAUCAUGCCUUUUUCAUAUUGUGCUCAUCUUUCCUUUUCAGUGCCUCAACUGCCUCAUUUUAUUGUUCAAUGUUUGAUAUGAAAUAAGAUUUGUGUUCCUGUCAACUCAACAUAGGCUGUCUCGAAAGCAGGGACCCCCUUAUUAACACUCAGGCUUUUAUUUUGAUGGGAUGGAAAGUAGAAAAGCAUUGUAUACAAUUCUCUCUCAACAAGUAAAAGCUUAGUGUCUGAAAAUUUUCCUCACAAUCUCACUUAUGUUGGAGUCGAACCUGAGUUUAUCACAUUCAAGUCUACUGAUUCUUUAAUGUGGCAUUUAUAGUGUAGUUAGAACUGGACAGUGAAGCCUUUUGUGAUCAUGAACCCAAUUUGUGCUUAGUGUUCACUUUAAUUUAAGGUACACCACGGCAGUAGCUGACAGCCAGAAAAAGUCGAUUUUGGUAUUCAAAACCGAUUUUUCGAUUUUGAUCUAUCUUAGUAGAGCAACAUCUGCUUUACCGAUUGGAAAUAUUUUCAAGUGUCUAAGACAUCUAUUAAGUGCUCAUAUAUGCCAAGUUUGAGAACAUUUUGUUGAAAUAGACCAGUAUGAAUUAGUUUGUUUUUGCAGUUUUCUCAAAAUUAUGAUUUUUUUAGGGGGUUGGGUCACCUGUGCAGAGAUAUUUCUGAAAGUACAUGUCACAGCUCAAUCCCGCUUUGCAUGACUGCUUCUAGAUAUAUGUUUGCAACAUACUAAAAGAUUGUUGUGAUAUUGUAAUAAGUUUUCUGUCAGGGUAAAAACGAUUGACAGCAUCACUCUGAUUUGUGAUCAAUUUUUUGUCCGUGUAUCGUAUAUGACACUAAAAGGGCAGUUACAAGAAAAGUAUGAGACUUGGGAAAGUAAAUCUUUAGUACUUUGCAGGUUGUAUAUACCGGAACACUGUGUUAAAAAAUCUAGGCUGAAUCAAUUCAACCUUUUUCAGAAUCCCUGUACAGAAUUUGCGCAAAUUUUGGUCUGUCGAACCCUUUGCAUCUGAAGAAUUCAGAAAAUUGACAGUGAAAUCAUAUAGGGAUAGUGUGUUUCUGUUUCUUGACCCAUUUUGGUUAUUGGGAAGCCCAGUAUACUUACUUUAGAUCUCAAACAAAAAAACUCCCUUCAGCUGUACCUAGUGUCCCUUAAAAAUAACUAGCUGAACGGGAUGAACAGGUACUCAGUUUGUGUUUAGCACAACAACAGAUUUAAUUAAUUUACUCACCGCCAACUGUAGAGGACCUCGGUGUAGACCACGUUGGGUGUUAGUCCAUGUGGUGCCAGGUGGUAAAUGUUGUUCUUAUCCCCAGUUCUGAACUGGACGACGUACAGCAUGCCAUGAGGAAAAACAGGCUGCGUGAGAUUCAGUCCCACACAUUUGAGUGUUUGGCCCUGCGCCUUGUUGAUGGUCAUGGCGAAGCAGGGUCGAAGCGGUAAUUGUGGAUGCUGGAACUUGAAUGGCAGCUGUGUGUCGGAUGGUUCAAGUGGUAUGCGGGGAAUGAAAUGACGCUGUCCUUUGUAUGCACCGGCGACAGUUUAAACUUCGGCUCCAUUGGGGGAACAACUGACCACAACACAUCAUGUUCCUUUGAUGAGCUCAGGUGGUUUCAAUGAGCGCAUCAACAUGACAGGCAUUCCCAUCUUCAGCUGCAGGGAGUGAGGGGGGAGUCCCGAAAUUUCAAUGGAAUUUAGAAAUUCAAAUGGAUACUGUACUGAUUCUCCGUCAUUCACCAUUCUAUUGAUUGAAAUGUAGGUCAUCUCAGGUGUUGAUAAUGUAUCUAACAAAUUGUUGUUAGUUUUGGUCACUGUCUCGUUUAAAGCACUUAGAAUCGCUCUGUCAGUUAACCACACCGGAUUUACAUGAUUCUGUGAGAAGGUUGGGAACACAUUGUCGAUCAGCGCAUCGAUAUUUCCAACCUCAUUUCUAAAGUCACUUAGUGAUAUGACAUCUGGUUCAGAGGUCUGAGAAAUAAGUUGUCCAUCGCCUACUUUCAAAAGCAGAUCAGGAAAACAUUGAAUCCCCGUCAUUCAUGAGAACUCUCAUAUUCUACGUUAGCUUGAAUGUAUGAACAUGCUCCCACAGCUGUGACUUUUUCAAACUGGCGUUCACAACGUUUGCUCUUGUGCCUUGUGGAAUCAUAGGAAGGAUCUGUCUGAAAUCCCCACACAUCAAUAUGAGGAGACCACCCAUCACUGGUUCUGAGGAUCGCAGGUCUUGAAAUGUGCGGUCAAGGGCUUCAAUUACCUUUUUGUAUAGCAUUGGAGCUUCAUGGAUGAUCAAAACAGUUGCCUCUCGAAUCAGCAUUGCCAGUGCAGAUCCCUUUUUGAUGGAGCACAUUGGUUGUUCUGAUUUUGUGACUUUGAGAGGUACUUUGAACGUCUUGUGAACAGUUCAUCUGCCAGGAAGGAGUGUUGCUGCCAAAACACUACUUGCAAUCGCAAUAGCUAUUCUACCUUGUGCCCUUUGUGAAGCCAGCAAUGUGUUAAUGAGAAACGUCUUUCCGCAUCCUCCUGGUGCAUCCAAGAAGUAUAUUCCUCCUUGUUGGUUGUCAAUAGCUUCAUUAAUGCUGGUAUAGACGUCAUUCUGCUCUGAGGUCAACAUAUUUAUGUUCUCUUCCACAGUCUCUUUUUCCUGCUGAAUAUCAUAUGCAUACUCAGUUUCCACUGCACUGUUAAGUGAAACUUGGCGGUCUGGUUUUGGCAAACCGAAAGUCUCAAGAGCGUCACCAUUCAUAGACAAAACAAUGUCCUCAAUACUUAUUAGGGCCAUAGGUUUUGAUUGCUCAACUAUAAAGCUCUGAUGGAUAAAGUCUUCACAGAGCGGAGAUUCAAAGUCAUUCCAAAGUUCUGCUGGUUUGGCUUGUAGUGUGUGAACUAAGAGAAUAGCAAAAAGAGUCCUUAAGGAUUGUGGAUGAUGACUUGCAGCUGCUUCUUGGAGUGUCUUUUGAUGUGCGUAGUCAUGUUCCAGUAAUCCAUGGGAAAUGCAUGCUUCCUUGUAUAUUGCCAGUUCAGGACCUUCAAAAUAUCUAAGACUCUUGAAAGAAGUAGGGCCUUUCACAACUGUCCACAGGAAGCGGAGAAAAAAGCACUCCCCCUGUUUUGGACUAACAAUGAACAUUCUUCCAAUGGUGAGAGUUUCAAACACUUCAUGUCCAUUCUCUUCCUCCCUGUCACCUCUUUUGCGUCCAGGACUUUGACGUAGUAUUCCGUGUACAGUAGCUGGGGAUAUCCACAUACACUAAAGGUUUUGCUAAAUUGUCACUUUCACAAAGACAGAAAAAAGCUGUUACAGUUGUUGUGGGUGGAGGGGCAGCUGCAACAUUCAUGACAGUUUCUUCAUUGAAAUAAACAUGUUGUCCUUUUUCCAAAUGGACAGACUGUUGCACAACUGCAGGGUGUCGCUCCGUAAGGGGGAAUUAAAAAAUACGCCAUGCAGCCUCAGUACUGCCAGUGUACCUUGCGUUGACAAAGUUUGAUACUUCAUCCCUUCGACUUUCAUGCUGAAGUUGAAACGUUGCCUGGUCCACUCUUUUGUGCACACAUAUUUUAGAACAUACUUGAUGCAUUGUGUUGAAGAACAAAUUUCAACGUUCACAUGACAUUUCAGCUGCAUUAGCAACAAUGGAUUAAAAGGUUCAACCCACCUAUUGUCAGCAGACACAUCUCUCAUGCUCACAACUUUGAUUGUUGUAUUGCCAUCGUUGUCUGGACUCCAUCUCCUGUACUUUGGAUAGCUGUCAUUACCACCUUCUGUUUGGUGCUGGCAUGGCAUUGGAUAUUUCUUGGUGCAUUUUCCAUCUUUCAUGCACGACGAGUUUGGAUUUAAAUGGCUUGGUCACAAUAGAAUAGAGUUCCAGAUGUAAGUCUUUGUCUGGUAGUUCUGCAGAAACUACUCUAUCAAUGAGGUCAGGUCAAAUUUUUGCAUCCUCCUUCAGCCAGAGAAGAAUCCUCUCUUUUGAAAUUCAAUGGAGUAGAGCCAUGCCUGCAGGGUCCCAAAGCAGCCGUCUUUCAUUAAAGCCAUUGCUUUAUUCAGUUUUUGUUUGAAGACUCUCACGAUCAGAUCUGGUCGAUCAUGAGGCUGUUGAUUCUCUGAUAGAUUUUCAACAAUUUCAGGCCAUUUGAGGUAUGUCGUUACUGUUAUGAACAGAUCUGAACACCCAUAUUUCCGCACAUAGCACAUGGCAUCUUUCUGUUUCUCAAACAUAUACUGUGGACCUCCAGUGUAGGAAGAUGGCAAAAUGAUUCUUUGUCCAAGGUUAGUGGGGUCUGCAUUGUCUUGGUGUGAAGCGGUAUCUCGAAGUUCACCGUAGUUGUCAGCUCUUCAUCUGCCUUGUUGAAAACAGAUGAAUUGAAGACGGCUACAUUCACUUUUCACAUAUGCGUCAACAAUAAACUGUUGAUAUAGUUUUUUGGCUCACAAUGUAUAAUUGUUUGGUCUAAUGAGAAAAUGAAAACAGUAGUACUGCAGCUCUGUGAUUUUAUGUCUGCUGGUGAGUUUCAACUGAAGAUUCCAUCCAUCUGUACCGAAAGGGGAAAAGUAGAGGAUAUUGAAGAGGAUCAUACGCCUUGUACAGCUCACUGAUACGCUUACACUUGUCAUUACGUAUGUGGAGAACAAUAUCUCAUUGACCCACAGGAUCAUUUGGCAUGGAAAUAGUGACAUCACGUGAAGACGAUGGAGCAUUAAAUCUUCUUUCAUACACUCCAGAGGGCCUUGCCUUUUCACUGUUAACGAUGACAUAAGAGUCGAAAUGUGAGCGUGCGAAUUCAUAAUAUGCACUUUUCAGAUGUAUGACAUACAAAUUAUGGCAAUGCAACAUGGCUUGAAGAUCAGAAAUUAUCCCAGGCUCAAGUCCUUGGAAAAGACUGUUUCUGCGCUCUGAGGCUGCUUCACUUUCCAUGAAAUAAACUUGUAGAAAUGAAUGCUUAUUUUGGGUGGCAGGAAGGAGAGAGCCAAUACGAUGAUAUAUUUGACCCUGUGCGCGAAACUGUGGAUUCCCUCCUUUGAGGGUUGCAUCGCUAUAGCCCUUGGAUGUGAGCUGAAAGCAAUUGUUGUUCAGCCUGAUUUUCUCCAGAAAGUGAGUGGACAGUGUCGACGCACCAGACAGAAGGAUUUGCAGUUCAGGAGGUGGUUUUGGAAAUGCAUGCAGAUGAACUUUGCCAUUGCUACUGCACAUACAUUGUGUUUCAUAUGGAAGUCUUAUGGCCGGGCAGUGUGUACACUGUGUUGUCAGUUCCCCAAUGUAGCACUCGUACUAAAACGAAUUGACACUGUAGAGGAAUGCUUUUGAGAGAUUUAGAUCUAGAGAGUCCCCAUCAUUUAGUUGUUGAUCUAGACCACCUCGACCUUUGCAAGCGCAAGGUGUUCCAACUGCAGAACGUCGUUUUCUUUUCAGGAUGGCCAGGUGCUGUCUAGAUCUUGAUCUAGAUUCUAAUCUAAGACCUGUUGACGUUGUUCCCAGUA
Messenger RNA from Aplysia californica (California sea hare), 8937 nucleotides. Its product is annotated as sterile alpha motif domain-containing protein 12. The coding region runs from base 191 to 721 and encodes 176 amino acids. The record is from RefSeq and is a predicted model, not a curated record. Gene Ontology annotation, biological process: cell surface receptor protein tyrosine kinase signaling pathway. The transcript is spliced from 6 exons. Gene Ontology annotation, molecular function: protein binding. Gene Ontology annotation, cellular component: cytoplasmic side of plasma membrane. NCBI's taxonomy places the organism in Eukaryota, Metazoa, Mollusca, Gastropoda, Aplysiida, Aplysiidae.